Messenger RNA from Nasonia vitripennis (jewel wasp), 2915 nucleotides. RefSeq names its product Bardet-Biedl syndrome 4 protein (gene BBS4). The transcript is spliced from 10 exons. The record is from RefSeq and is a predicted model, not a curated record. NCBI's taxonomy places the organism in Eukaryota, Metazoa, Arthropoda, Insecta, Hymenoptera, Pteromalidae. Gene Ontology annotation, cellular component: ciliary basal body. Gene Ontology annotation, molecular function: protein binding. Bases 485 to 1873 code for a protein of 462 amino acids. Gene Ontology annotation, biological process: cilium assembly; protein localization to cilium.
CUGAAGAUUGCAGGGUUUAAUUAUGAUUAUUUGAUUACACGAUUUGUGAUUAUAUCACAUCAUUACACAUAUUAUAUACAUCAUUUGAAUUCUGGACUUUCUGACGUUCAACAGUCCCGUGACUUUCCGACAGAGGUCGGCAUGUAUACCAAACUUACGAUCGUCUGAAAAUUUAGCGAACCGUCAUAAUAAUAAGUAGGUAGUAGAAAAGGAGUAACGAAUUUUUCUUCACGAUCAAGUUUUUUGCCUCUAUCCAGUCUCUAAAAUAAAAGAGAUCUUUCGAUCUCGAUGGCCAACGGCAGCACUUCAAUUAAUAGAAUAAGCAAUAGUACGUAGAUUCGCGAAGGCAAACAUCAUUAUACUUAAUUGUCAUGGCAACGGAAGGCGAUGACAAUCGAAGAGAACACGGUGUCAAACAGUGCAGUGCUAUCGAGAUUCGGUAUAUUUAUACAGGUAUUAAAAAAGUGUGCAGCGUUGCUUAAGCAUGGAAAAUAACGCUUUGAGCAACGGUAGAGUACAUCAACAAGAGACGACUACAACGGUGCAGCGCUUUCUCACCAACAGGCCCAGAAAAGGUACCUAUAGCGGCUACGCUGUGUUUACAGCUCCCUCCGAAAUACCAGCCGUUGAAUCUAAAAACUGGCUUCUGCACCGGCAUUACACCAGGCAUGAGUAUCGGAUAUGCAAAGCCCUCAUCGAAAAGGAGCUAAAGGAACACGCGGAGCGCACGGAAUAUCCCAACUAUUUGAAGGGCUUGAUUCUGAGGAAGGAAGGCAGAGUUCAGGACUCCUUGGACUGCUUCCAGAAGUGCUACAACGUCAAUCCCACCAAUGUUAACAACGCCAAGCAGAUCGCCAAAUCUCUGUUCCUUUUGGGCGACCACAAAAGAGCCAUUGAAGUAUUUCUCGAGGCCGAAAAGAUGGUUGAUUCACCCGACUGGGAAAUUCAUUACAACUUAGGCGAGUGUUAUAUGAGAGCGAACCAGCUGGAAAAUGCAAAGAACCAUCUGCUAACGGCAACAGAGUUGACGAAAAACGAGAGCCCAUACUUCGCGCUUGUCAAACUCUACGUCAUGGAGGAUCGAAUUAUUGACGCCGUAUCCGUUUACACGGAAGCAUUAUACGCUGUGCCCGAAAGUGAGGAAAUAGCAACGGAGCUGGGUCUGAUGUAUCUCGGAUUAGGCGAUACAAAGCGAGCUUUUCAGCAGUUUGGCACGGCCUUGGCUCAGUCAGCCAAUUACGCCAAAGCCACUUUACCGAUGGCCUACGUGAUGCAGUCUCACGGAGAAUUCGACGUCGCCUUCUCCAAGUACAAAAUCGCCGCUCAGUCAAUGUCGGAAUCCUGGGCCCUCUGGAACAACGUCGGCAUGUGCCUCUACGGAAAGCAGAAAUACGUUUCCGCGAUCACGUGUCUGAAGCGAGCUCACUACCUAAACCCUUUGGCGCUCCCAGCCGCCUGCAACCUGGGCAUCGUGUACCUGGCGACUGGUCAACCAGCUUCAGCGGCAAUUUACCUGUGCGCGGCCGUAGCGGCCGGUCCCAACAGCGCCAUGCCUUACCUGCUUCUCGGACUGGCGCUGAAGCGACUGGAGGACCUCGAGGGCGCGGAAAGAGCCUUGGAAAAGGCGCACUCGCUCGCUCCCCAGGACCCCCAAGUGCUCAUUAAUUAUGCGGUUGUGUUGGACGCCGGGAGGAAGGAGGAGCGCGCGCGGGAGAUGCUCGGCGUUCUCAGCGACGUGGCCGGGCUCAUCGAUGUCGAGAGUCAGAUAACAAAGAUGGCCAAGCAGCUGGCGGCAAAACUGCAAACGGACGAUAAAUCCUUCAGCCCGCUGUUUGCGGAGGAGGAACGGACGUUGACCGAGGACGAGGUCUGAGAGGCCAAGGCAAACAAGGGACUUUAUAAAUGUUGCUGCGCACCGGCGCUAUAUAUAUAUAGCUUGUCUGUUUUUCUUUUCGUGCAAUUCACUCCCUCCGGCAGCGUCGUUCUCCCCCCUUUCUUUCUGUCGCGAGACUCUGUGUCAAAAUCGAUCGCUCGCGCGACUUAAUCUCUGGAAUCGUGUCUACUUUAACGAUAAUUAAACUCUCUCUCUCUCUCUCUCUCUCUCUCUCUCUCUCUCUCUCUCUCUCUCUCUCUCUCUCUCUCUCUCGAGAAGGCAUUUCAUUCCUCGCGCGCGGACGCAUAAUUAAUGAAGUUGGCGCAACUGAUUCUUCCUCGGCACGCAAAGCAAGUUUAUUUCGUUUAAUCACGCUCACGGUAAUCUCCUGCACAUGCUUUCCUCUCUCUCCCUCUCUAUCCGCGUACAAACUCGCUCAAUGUUGAUUCGAUAAAUAUAGUAAACUAUCGCGCGCGACUAGCUUGAUUAAAGUUUUGAAACGCGCGCGAUCAUUCGUUCAAUAACGGCUUUGUUUUAUAAGUAAAUAAAUUUUGCGUUUGUUUUCCAUCGAAUAGUUUAUGCUGAAUGUUUGCGCCUCAAUGCGUGUGCAGUAUAUUAAGAAAGUUGUUCAUAAAUGGAGAAAAAACUUUUGCAAACUGUGAGAAUAUCUUUUGAUAAGCCCGAGUUAUUAUUACGUAUAAUUUUUUAUUUUCACGGAUCGUGAUGUUGACAGGCGGAUCCGAUCCGCGAAAAUUGAGCUAUUACCCUCGAGCAAUUUCGAUCUCUAUAACGCGUAGCAUUACACAACAUUCGGGUAAUGGAGAUCCUAAUUUAUCGGUCUACUUGGCAUUACAGUUAUAGUUCGACGCGCGUACAACGACACUGCUAUAUCAUAUGUUGUAUACGUAGCCGGAGGGAAAAAAUGAUGAAUGGGACUAAAAUCAUAAUUAUCAGGUUGUGUGUGCACGGGGAAUUGGAAAGAAAAUAUACUCGAAUAAGUGUGUGGGCAUAAAGCAAUGUUCGCCUUUAUUUUACAACAAUA